Messenger RNA from Triticum urartu, 2734 nucleotides. The record is from RefSeq and is a predicted model, not a curated record. NCBI's taxonomy places the organism in Eukaryota, Viridiplantae, Streptophyta, Magnoliopsida, Poales, Poaceae.
GGUUACAACUUACAACAAGGUUCUGGAGCUAUCACAUCCCUUAGAUCAAUAAACUUGGUUUAAUUACUUAGAUGGCUGGUAGCAGCCUAUAAAACCCCGAUAGCUGGAUGGCUCCGCCCACCAUAUUUUGAGUUAGCUAGCGACCGAACAUAUUGUGAGCUCAACUCCCCGUCCGUACCGUUCGUCGCCCGCACCGAGUGAGAUGUGGAGGCUGAAGGUGUCGGAGGGUGGCGGACCGUGGUUGCGGUCCGUGAACAACUUCCUUGGCAGGGCAGUGUGGGAGUUCGACCCCGAUCACGGCACCCCGGAGGAGCGCGCCGAGGUCGAUAGAGUCCGCCGGGAGUUCACCCAGCGCCGCUUCCACAAGAGGGAGUCACAGGAUCUUCUUAUGCGUAUGCAGUAUGCAAAACAAAAGGACCUUCAGGCGGAUCUUCCGGCCAUCAAGCUUGUAGAUAGUGCAGAAGUCACGGAAGGGACUAUGUUAAUAUCCUUGAGGCGAGCCCUUAGUCAACACUCCGCUCUGCAAGCACAUGAUGGGCAUUGGGCUUGCGAUUUCAGUGGAAUUAUGAUCAUUAUGCCUAUAUUGAUAUUUGCUCUACAUGUUACUGGAUUACUCCAUACCGUCCUUUCAACGGAACAUCGACGUGAGAUUUGUCGCUAUAUUUACAACCAUCAGAAUGAAGAUGGUGGUUGGGGCACGCAAGUGUUGGCGCCGAGCACAAUGUUUGGAUCAUGCUUAAACUAUGUUACCUUGAGGCUUCUUGAUGAAGUGGACAAUGAAGCCUUGACCAAGGGACGUGCUUGGAUUCUAUCGCGUGGAAGUAUUGUUGCAAUACCACAAUGGGGAAAGAUAUGGCUCUCGGUGAUCGGUUUGUAUGAAUGGUCUGGAAAUAAUUCGAUCAUUCCUGAAUUAUGGCUUGUCCCACAUUUUCUUCCAUUUCAUCCAGGACGAUUCUGGUGCUUUUGCCGGUUGGUUUAUAUGCCAAUGUCUUAUCUUUAUGGAAAGAAGUUUGUUGGUCCAAUUACACCAACAAUAUUGGCAAUAAGGGAGGAGCUAUAUAGCACACCAUACCAUGAGGUCAAUUGGAAUAAAGCACGUGUUACUUGCGCCAAGGAAGACCUUCGUCAAACACAAUCAUUGCUGCAAAAUGUUAUUUGGACAUGUCUUAAUAAAUUUGUGGAACCAGCAUUGAAUUGCUGGCCAAUUAAUAAGCUAAGAGCCAAAGCACUGAAAAAUCUCAUGAAACAUAUGCAUUAUGAAGAUGAAAGUACUCAAUAUAUCGGUAUAUCUCCAAUUAACAAGGCACUAGAUAUGAUUUGUUGUUGGAUUGACGAUCCAAAUUCAGAUGCACUGAAGUUACAUAUUCCAAGGAUCUAUGAUUAUUUUUGGCUUGCAGAAGAUGGCAUGAAAGCACAGGUGUACGAUGGUUGUCAAAGUUGGGAGAUAGCUUUUAUUAUCCAAUCCUAUUGCUCAACGGACCUUGUUAAUGAGUUUAUUCCAACACUUAAAAAAGCCCAUGAGUUCUUGAAAAGUUCACAGGUUCUUGAGAACCAUCCCGACAGCGAAGCUUAUUACCGCCAUAGAUCGAAAGGUUCAUGGACACUUUCAACAGCAGAUAAUGGCUGGUCCGUAUCAGAUUGCACCGCAGAAGCACUUAAGGCAUUAUUUCUAUUGUCAAAGAUCUCUCCCAAUCUUGUGGGGGAGCCCAUAAAAGGACAAAGGUUGUAUGAUGCAGUGGAUUGCUUACUUUCUUUCACGAACAAAGAUGGUACAUUUUCUACAUACGAGUGUAAGAGAACUACUUCAUUGAUAGAGGUUCUCAACCCUUCGGAGUCAUUUUUGAAUAUUAUGGUCGAUUAUCCAUCUGUCGAAUGCACAUCAUCAGUGCUUGAAGCCUUGAUUAUGUUUAGUGAAAUUUACCCGGGGUACCGCAAAGCUGAGAUAGAAAAAUGCAUAAAAAAUGCUUCCAUGUUUAUUGAGGAUAGUCAACGAAAGGAUGGCUCAUGGUUUGGCACUUGGGGUAUAUGUUUCACUUAUGGAACAUUCUUCGCUGUAAAAGGAUUAAUUGCCUCUGGAAGUACAUAUGAAAAUAGUUCCUUCAUAAGCAAAGCAUGCAACUUUCUGUUAUCAAAGCAGCUAAGUACAGGUGGAUGGGGUGAGACUUAUCAUUCUAGUGAAACUGAGGCUUAUGUGGUUGCUACUAGUCCUCACGCAGUCAACACUGCAUGGGCAAUGUUGGCUUUAAUUUAUGCUGGGCAGGUAUGUUUUGUUAACAAUUCAUUUUUAAACUAUUCUGAUAUCCAUAUGAUAUUUCCAUACCAUGGUCAUUCUAUUCAGGUAGAACGAGAUCCCACACCACUAUAUCAUGCUGCAAAAGAAUUGAUGAAUAUGCAACUAGACACAGGGGAGUUUCCCCAGCAAGAACAUGUUGGGUGCUUCAAUUGCUCCUUUUACUUCAACUAUGGCAACUACUGCAACUUAUAUCCCAUUUGGGCUAUUGGAGAGUUUCGUCGUCGACUACUUGAGAAGAACUGAAACCGAUGAACACUAUAUGUUACUUCAUUGCUCGUAGGUGUAACCGUGCCUAUUGCAAAAGGAAGUAUAGACAAACUACAUAUAUGUAAAACAUAUAUCCUUAGCACCAAUUGACUAAGGAAAAACACACUAGAGAACAUUGGUAUCUUAUGUACUAUAAUGAUAUGAAAUGUGAAUUAUGUUGCUCUGCGUGGUUUC